AUGAAAUCAGCGCUGGAUAAGAUGGAGGCGGAAAUCAACCUGAUUGGCGAUGGCUCAGAGUGUCACAGACUCCCGACCAUCACAGGCCGACACAAGGAUCUCAAGUCAGUGUCUCCACGCACAGUCAAUCACCUUCUCACCGGCAAAUACAAUGACGUCAUUUCCGGGUACCAGAUCAUCGACUGUCGAUACCCGUAUGAAUAUGAGGGUGGUCAUAUUGAGGGUGCCAUAAAUCUCCACAACGAGGCUCAAAUCAAGGAGUUAGUCACCAGCCUACAGGGGAGGGAGUCGACUGAACGGAACAUCCUCGUCUUCCACUGUGAAUUCUCGUCAGAGAGAGCACCCAAACUAUUACGCCAUCUGCGUAGUUUAGACCGGAAGUUGAACAGUGACCGCUACCCGUUCCUCUUCUACCCGGAAGUGUACCUGCUGGAUGGCGGUUACAAGGCCUUCUAUGAACAACAUCAGCGCCAGUGUCAACCAAACACUUACGUUCCCAUGCUACACCUGGACUACGCCAGUCAGCUACGUCAUUUCCGGUCCAAGUCCAAGUCGAACAAGACUGUGAAAAACAGAUACUUGCAGAGUCUACGUUUAGAAAUUGAUGUUUCACCGCCUAAAUUUUCACUCAUGUAA
Haliotis rufescens (red abalone) is the source of this 636-nucleotide messenger RNA. Its product is annotated as M-phase inducer phosphatase-like. Gene Ontology annotation, biological process: protein dephosphorylation; positive regulation of G2/MI transition of meiotic cell cycle; positive regulation of G2/M transition of mitotic cell cycle. Gene Ontology annotation, cellular component: cytoplasm; nucleus. Bases 1 to 636 code for a protein of 211 amino acids. The record is from RefSeq and is a predicted model, not a curated record. NCBI's taxonomy places the organism in Eukaryota, Metazoa, Mollusca, Gastropoda, Lepetellida, Haliotidae. The transcript is spliced from 5 exons. Gene Ontology annotation, molecular function: protein tyrosine phosphatase activity.